UUGACUAUUGACAGGUUUCGAGUUACGACGCGUUUGGGACAAACACAAAUACCACAGACUGUUUGCAAAUGUUUUCUUUAAUUGUACUGGUCGGCAGCCUCUUGGCGUUGUUCUGGUUCUAUGUGAAGCAUCAUUACGAUUACUGGCUACGUCGUGGCUUUCCCUUCGACAAGCAUUCCAGCAUACCCUUCGGCUGUCUGGACAGUGUCUGGCGGCGCGAGAAGGGCAUGGGCAUGGCCAUCUACGAUGCAUAUGUGAAGAGCAAGGAACGCGUUCUCGGAGUUUUUUUGCUCUUCCGUCCGGCGGUUUUGGUGCGCGAUGCUGAGCUCGCACGCCGUGUGCUGGCCCAGGAUUUCUCAAGUUUCCAUGAUCGCGGCAUCUAUGUGGAUGAGGUGAACGAUCCGUUGUCGGGCUCGAUAUUCGCACUACGUGGCCAGAGCUGGCGUUCCAUGCGCCACAUGCUGUCCCCGUGCUUUACCUCCGGCAAGCUCAAGGGAAUGUUCAGCACCUCCGAGGAGAUUUCCAACAAUAUGGUCACCCACUUGCAGAAGACUCUGCCGGAGCAGGGCUCCAAGGAGAUAGACCUGAAGACUGUGAUGCAAACGUAUGCCAUCGACAUAAUUGCCUCGACCAUCUUUGGCUUGGAAAUGAACAGCUUCGUGACGCCGGACAACAAGUUCAGGAAUCUGGUGACAAUCGCUCGGCGCAACACUCGCUUCACCACGCUCUUCGGCAUGAUGAUAUUCCUGGUGCCAUCUGUGGCAAAGUUUUUGUUCUCGUUGGGCUUCAAGAACCAGGUGGGCAUGGCAAUGCUGGAAAUUGUCAAGGAGACCAUUGAGUACCGCGAAAAGCAUGGCAUUGUGCGCAAGGACUUGCUGCAGCUGCUCAUGCAGCUGAGGAACACGGGCGCAGUGGAUGAGAGCGAUGAGAACAUAUGGAAAAUCCAAAAGUCCACCACCGGCGAUAACAAAUGCAUUUCCAUUGAGAGCAUUACGGCGCAGGCUUUCAUAUUCUACAUUGCCGGCCAGGAGACAACCGGAUCCACGGCGGCCUUCACUCUGUUCGAGUUGGCGCAGUACCCGGAGCUGCUGCAGCGCCUGCAGACCGAGGUGGACGAGACACUUGCCAAGAACAAUGGACAAAUCAGCUACGACACAUUGCAGAAGAUGGAGUUCCUCGAUCUGUGCGUGCAGGAAACGCUGCGCAAGUAUCCCGGCCUGCCCAUUCUGAAUCGCGAGUGCACACAGGACUACACCGUGCCGGACACCAACCACGUCAUCCCGAAGGGCACUCCCGUGGUUAUCUCACUCUAUGGCAUACACCACGACGCUGAGUACUUCCCCGAUCCCGAGAAGUAUGAUCCCGAUCGCUACUUGGACGAGAAUCGCAACUUCAACCCCACCGCCUUCAUGCCCUUUGGCGAAGGACCCAGGAUGUGCAUUGCCCAGCGCAUGGGUCGUGUCAAUUCCAAGCUGGCCAUUGUCAAUAUCCUCAAGAAUUUCAAUGUCGAAGUGAUGAGCAAGCGGGAAAUUGAUUUCGAGAACUCCGGCAUUGCCCUACAGCCCAAGCAUGGGGUCAAGGUGCGUCUGUCCAAGAGACUGCCCCAGUGAGCCAGGAAAAAGUCAAGCAUAAUUAUGAAAUUCAAUGUACUUCCACCAAGGGAAGUGUGGGUGCAGCCGAUCCAUUUGCUUUGAUUAUUCAGAUUAUGAUAGCAGCGAAAUGAUUAAGUGUUCUUAUCAUUAUCAAUGCGAUUACCGAUAAGUGCUACGUACUUUAAGUAUACAAUCAGCAAAUAUCAA
This is a messenger RNA of Drosophila guanche, 1799 nucleotides long. RefSeq names its product probable cytochrome P450 6d4 (gene Cyp6d4). The record is from RefSeq and is a predicted model, not a curated record. Gene Ontology annotation, molecular function: oxidoreductase activity, acting on paired donors, with incorporation or reduction of molecular oxygen; monooxygenase activity; iron ion binding. The transcript has 3 exons. Bases 69 to 1610 code for a protein of 513 amino acids. NCBI's taxonomy places the organism in Eukaryota, Metazoa, Arthropoda, Insecta, Diptera, Drosophilidae.